AUGACCAGAAUAUUUGUAGACACCUUGAAGGACCCGUUCUUUGAUAGAUUAGUGAGCAGUGCAGCAUCUGGCUUCUCACAUCUAGUCACAAUUGGAGAUUGCAUAGAGAAGGGGUUAAGGGAUGGAAAGAUUACAGGAGUUGGACAGCUCCUAGUGCACCGAAAAAAUAUUCUGGAGGCUUCCCGAAGAAAAGAGAAGGUGAAACAAAAUUCCAUAUCCAGAAACUAUAAAGGGAAGAAACAUGCUUCAUACGGUCAAGUCGCAGCCGUGGUACCCAUACCUUAUCAACAGCCAAUGCAGCAACAACAAAUGUAUCAACCACAACAUCAGCAACAUCAUCAUCAGCAAAAUACCGCGACACCAAGACAAUUUAAGCCAAGACCUCCAAGAAGGCAGCUUGAUCCCCUACCAGUACCUUAUAGCCAUAUAUUCCCAUAUUUGCAAAAAGAGGGCCUUCUAACAUUAAGGGAGUUAAAACCUGUUAUUUUUCGAUAUCCAUCCAGAUACGAUGCUAAUGCCCAUUGUGAGUUUCACAUGGGAGCACCUGGUCAUACCUUGGAGAAUUGUUUUGCAUUUCAAAAUUGGGUACAAGACUUGAUCAAAGCAAAUGCCGUCUCUUUCACUCCAAGACGCCCGAACGUGAACACCAAUCCCAUGCCAAUGCACAAGGAUGCUUCCGUCAGUGCCAUUGAGGAGAAUGAUCAAGGAAAAUUGAUCCGUAAGGUUGAAGAGAUUCAAACCCCUAUCACCAGGAUAGGAGCACAAUUGCUGAAGAGUGGUCUAAUCCCUGAGGAGUUAGUUGCUGAAGAGAAUAAUGAAGAGUUGAGGAAUUUUAUACAACAAAUGUUGGAUCGAGGCGAGUUACAGAUAAAUUGUCGUGUCAAGAGCAAGCACCAGGAAGAGAUAGCCGUGGUGGACAUCCCUUAUGAUGAGGUUAAAGUAGAAAUACCUAUAAGCCCAUUGGUGAUAGAGUUCCCAACACCAUUCGAAUAUAAAGAUGAGAAGGCAUUCCCGUGGAUAUAUCAGCCCAGAGCUUUUAAGCAGGGGCAGGAAGAUCAACCUUUGAUGAUCAACGAACCAAAUGUCACUUCAAUUGUGGGGCCAGCAGGAAUGACACGUAGUGGCCGAGUGUUCGCGCCAAGAACUGCUGAUACUUCUGCAAAAGCCAAAGGGAAGGAAGCCGCUGUCCAGAUCCCCAUCCAUAAUCAAGAAAUGCAAGACAUGCACCUAUCUCCUAAAGCUGCAGUUACUCGUGAAGAGGCCGAGGAAUUUCUGAGGAUAAUCAAGAAGAGCAAUUAUAAGGUGGUAGACCAACUGAAUCAAACACCUUCAAAGAUCUCCAUGUUAUCUCUAUUGCUCAACUCAUAA
Molecule: messenger RNA, 1368 nt
Organism: Lathyrus oleraceus (garden pea)
Lineage: Eukaryota; Viridiplantae; Streptophyta; Magnoliopsida; Fabales; Fabaceae
Exons: 1
Coding region: 1-1368 (455 amino acids)
Source: RefSeq, a predicted model, not a curated record